AUGGGAACAACACAAUUGAAUAAUAGCGAAUUCGACGAAUCAUUCACAGAAAAGAGUGUUCAUUUUGAUAGUAUGGCGGAACAAACUACCAGUAAGCAAGAUGCGAAAAGUGAGGAUGGAUCUGAACAGGGAAUUUAUUUAUUGAUUUCUCACGGAGGAAGAAUGCAUGAUCCUCGUGGAGGACGAAGGAUUGUUUCCUUCAUGGAGGGCCACAUAGAGUUGAUCCACACGAAAGACCUCACGAUAGAGUUGAGAGAAGAGAUGUGCACCAUGGUCCUCCUCGCAUUCGGGAAUUUAGACAUGGACCUCAUUUCGUGCAUAAUUCAAAAAAAGAAUUUGAUAGCGAAUGCAGUUAUGGUCCUUAAUCUGAUUCGGAGGCAGAAUUUCAUCGUAAACCAAGACACCAUGGAAAACCUAAUCGUCAUUCUCAUGGUUUUGAUGGCGAACGCGAUUAUGGUCCUUGUAGAAUCUGAUUCGGAGGCAGAAUUUCAUCGUAAACCAAGACACCAUGAAAAACCUAAUCGUCAUUCUCAUGGUUUUGGCCCCGUGAACGUGGAGAUAGACCUCGAGGUGGUCCCCGUAGUGAACUUAAGAUUGAUGAUAAUAUUCAUUUGCCCUUUCAUGAUCCUCGGGAGCGUAGACAUGGGCUUCGAGGUAGUUCUCACGAUAGAUUUGAAACUGAAGAACUUGAUCAUAUUUCUCGGAAACAUCCUCAUGGAUUCGGUCCUUGUGGAAAAUUUAGGACUGAACAAAAUGAAAAGCCAUUCCAUCAUGGAAAACCUGGAAAUUGUGAAUGCAAGAUUUGAAGUUAGAGAAGAUGUAAAAGAAUUCCCCCAUAAACAUAGACAUCAUGGUGGGCCCCCUUCGUUUAGAACGUAUGAGCAUGGACGUAGAAAUAAAUAUGAACAUGGUCCCCGUGGUAGAUUUGAGAAGGAAUUGAAAAAUCACUCUGACCAUUCCGAAAAUUAUGGGCACGAAAAUCGUCUUCGUGGUCAUAGAUUUGAACAUAGUAGACACGGAUCUGGAUCAGAUUAUUCAAGUAAAAGUUUUAGACAUCAUCGUGGUGAUCAGAAAGAAGAAAAAGAUGAUGAGAGUAAAGACGAGGAUAACGAAGGAAAAAAUAGAGAUGAUGAAGGGAAGGAAGAUAACGAAGGAAAAAAUGGAGAUGAUAAAGGGGAGGAAGAAGAAAACGGAGAGAGUAGAGAAUAUUACAUUAUUGCUGGGGAUAAG
Messenger RNA from Acaulospora colombiana, 1230 nucleotides. The record is from the annotation of a GenBank genome assembly. Lineage: Eukaryota; Fungi; Glomeromycota; Glomeromycetes; Diversisporales; Acaulosporaceae.